GCGGUAGCGGCGCGGAUGUGCGCUCGCUCCGAGGCCGUCGAGCUCGAGGUGCUGGGCGCCGAGGGCGGCGAGGCUCGGGUGCCGCCGCGCCCCCUGCGCCUCUCGCUCCUCGAGCUGCUCGGCAAGCUGGUGCGACGCGACCAGCCCGCACAGCCGAACCGCCGCGCCAGGCACAACCAUCGCUUCCGCACCUUCGUCUCGUGCGAGAAUGAACGGAGAAUCAAAGCCAAUAACAGAGAGUACAACGCCCAGUUUCGCUAUGCCAACAACUACAUCAAGACAUCGAAGUACUCGAUCGUAACAUUCCUGCCGCUGAAUCUGCUCGAGCAGUUCCAGCGGCUGGCCAACUUCUAUUUCUUGUGCCUGUUGGUGCUCCAGCUCAUCCCGGCCAUCUCCUCGCUGACGCCGAUCACCACCGCCAUACCACUCAUCGGGGUACUCGCGUUGACUGCAGUCAAAGACGCCUACGACGAUUUCCAACGUCACCAAAACGACUCGCAAGUGAACCACCGGCGGGCGAAGACGCUCCGCAAUGGCAAGCUUGUGGAGGAGAAGUGGGCGUCUGUUCAGGUGGGAGACGUCAUCAGGCUGGAGAACGACCAGUUCGUCGCCGCAGACAUCCUUCUGCUCAGCACGUCGGAGCCUAACGGGCUCUGCUACAUUGAGACCGCUGAGCUUGAUGGGGAGACAAACUUGAAAUGUCGCCAGUGCCUUUUGGAGACAGCCGCGAUGGGCCAGGACGACGGCAAACUGGGCGCGUUCGACGGCGAGAUCGUAUGCGAAACACCAAACAACCUGCUAAAUAAGUUCGAAGGCACGUUGAGCUGGCGCGACCAGCACUUCUCGCUGGACAACGACAAGAUCCUGCUGCGUGGCUGCGUUCUCCGCAACACGUCGUGGUGCUACGGCGUCGUCGUGUUCGCCGGGAAGGACACCAAGCUGAUGCAGAACUCCGGGAAGACCAAGUUCAAGCGCACGAGCAUAGAUAGGCUACUUAAUUUUCUUAUUAUAGGGAUAGUAUUCUUCCUGCUGUCGAUGUGCGUAUUCUGCACGGUGGCGUGCGGCGUGUGGGAGUGGCUGGUGGGCCGCUACUUCCAGGUGUACCUGCCGUGGGACACACUCGUCCCAGCCGAGACGGCGCCGGGCGCGGUGGUCAUAGCAUUUCUAGUGUUCUUCUCGUACGCCAUCGUCAUGAACACAGUCGUGCCUAUAUCGCUGUACGUCUCCGUGGAGGUAAUAAGAUUUGCACAGAGUUUUCUCAUUAAUUGGGAUGAGAAAAUGUAUUAUGAUAAGACUGGAACAGCGGCGAAAGCGAGGACAACUACGCUGAACGAAGAGCUCGGUCAAAUCCAGUAUAUAUUUUCUGAUAAAACGGGCACGCUAACACAAAACAUAAUGACGUUUAAUAAGUGCUCUAUAGCUGGAGUCUGUUACGGUGACGUCGUAGACGAAGCCACGGGCGAAACGAUCGAGCUCACAGAGAGCACAGAACCGUUGGACUUCUCGUUCAACCCGGAGUACGAGCCGGAGUUCAAGUUCUUCGACUCGACGCUCCUGGAGGCAGUGAAGCGCGGCGACCGGGAAGUGCACGAUUUUUUUCGGCUGCUCGCUCUGUGUCACACCGUCAUGCCCGAGCAAAAAAAUGGACGGCUGGAAUACCAGGCGCAGUCACCUGAUGAGUCUGCCCUGGUAUCAGCAGCUAGAAAUUUCGGUUUUGUGUUCAGAGAACGCUCGCCUAAUAGUAUUACAAUAGAAGUUAUGGGUAACAAAGAAGAAUAUGAUUUAUUGUGUAUUUUAGAUUUUAAUAAUGUUAGGAAAAGAAUGUCCGUGAUAUUGAGGAAGGAUGGUGAAAUUAGGUUAUAUACAAAAGGUGCUGAUAAUGUAAUAUAUGACAGAUUAAAAUCAAAUCAAGCAGAAGUUAAAUCAAGAACACAAGAACAUUUAAAUAAAUUCGCGGGCGAAGGCCUACGGACGCUAGCACUCGCGUGGCGGCCGCUCGAGGAGCGCGGCUUCGCGGAGUGGAAGCGACGACACCAGGCCGCCGCGCUCGCGCUCCACGACCGCGACGAGCAGCUCGACGCCAUCUACGAGGAGAUCGAGACCGACCUGCUGCUCCUGGGUGUCACUGCCAUUGAAGACAAAUUACAGGAUGGAGUGCCUGAAACCAUAGCGAAUCUCAGUAUGGCUGGUAUUAAAAUAUGGGUAUUAACGGGUGAUAAACAAGAAACGGCAAUAAAUAUUGGAUAUUCGUGUCAGCUGCUGACGGAUGACAUGGCGGAGGUGUUCGUGAUCGACGGCGUCUCGCACGAUGAUGUGGACCGGCAGCUGGCCAAGUGUCGGGACUCUAUAAGGGUCGUCAACACUUUUUUACCACACGGUAUAGAACCAAAAAACGAGCCUGAGACGGCGAACGGCGGCGCGGCGGUGUCGCGGCCGUCGCCCGGCCGCGCCGCCAACGUCAAGCUUAACGCGCCCGCCGUGUCCGUCGUCACAUUUAGGUGGGAACAUAACACAAUACCACACCGCAGCAACGAAUACAUGUCGGGCGGCCCGUACUCGGCGGAGUCGCACGAGCACGCCAACGAUGAUUCUAACGGGUUCGCCAUCGUCGUCAACGGACACUCGCUCGUGCACUGCCUGCAUCCUAAGCUGGAGGAGAAGUUUUUAGAUGUAGUUCUUCAGUGCCGAUCGGUAAUAUGCUGUCGAGUAACACCAUUACAGAAGGCAAUGGUGGUAGAACUAAUAAAGAAGAGCAGAAAAGCUGUCACUCUGGCCAUAGGAGACGGAGCCAAUGACGUAUCAAUGAUCAAAGCGGCUCACAUCGGCGUAGGCAUCUCCGGCCAGGAGGGCAUGCAAGCAGUCCUAGCUUCGGAUUACUCCAUCGCGCAGUUCCGGUUCUUACAACGCCUGCUGCUGGUCCACGGCCGCUGGUCCUACUACCGCAUGUGCAAGUUCCUGAGAUACUUCUUCUAUAAGAACUUCGCGUUUACGGUCUGUCACUUCUGGUUCGCAUUCUUUUGCGGAUUCAGUGCGCAGACGGUAUUCGACGAGAUGUUUAUCUCAGUAUACAACUUAUUCUACACGUCACUGCCUGUCUUGGCGCUAGGCGUGUUCGAACAAGACGUGUCGGACGCGACCUCCCUACAAUUCCCGAAGCUCUAUGCUCCUGGACACACGAGCCAGCUGUUCAACAAGACGGAGUUUAUCAAGUCGACGUUGCAUGGUUGCUUCACGUCGCUCGUACUGUUCUUGAUUCCUUAUGGAACGUACAAAGAUGGCUUGGCGCCAGACGGAAAGAUAUUAUCUGACCACAUGCUACUAGGGAGCGUGGUAGCAACUAUUCUAAUUAUUGACAAUACAACACAAAUCGCCUUAGACACGACGUACUGGACGGUGUUCAACCACAUCACGAUCUGGGGCUCGCUGGUGUCGUACUUAGUGCUGGAUUACUUCUACAACUACGUCAUCGGCGGCACAUACGUCGGCUCGCUCACCGUCGCUCUCACGCAAGCCACAUUCUGGUUCACGGCUGUGCUUACGAUGACGAUCCUUAUGGUGCCGGUGGUGUCGUGGCGGCUGGCGUGCUCGUGGACGCGGCCCACGCUGGGCGAGCGUUUGCGCGCGCGGCAACGCUGGCGGGGACCCGCGUCCGCUCCAAGAACGCCCUCCGCGCGCCGGGCGAGGCGCUCCGUGCGCUCUGGUUACGCGUUCGCGCACCAAGAGGGCUUCGGUCGCCUCAUCACGUCGGGCAAGAUCAUGCGGCGCAUCCCGCACGCCGACGCCGCGCUGUCGGCGCUCGCGUCGCUGCCCGGCAAGUUCCACGCGCGACCCGCCACGCCGCCGCCCGAGCCAAGAGCGCCUACGCAGAACCUCGAUACCGUCGACCUAUGAGCGCCCUGACUACACCACAGCGCGCUUAGACCGCUGCGGGACGUGGCGAAUGACGCGUGCGUCUACACAGAAACUCGACACUGUGAGCGCAAGCGCAACGGACAAUAUCACGGUGCGCUCGGAAUCCCAGACCGCUGUGACGUGGGUGCCGCGCACACCCGGGAUUAAUUAAACGCCCACUGGACACGAUUCGGGGCACUCGGACUGUCGCGACUCGUGCGCGGAGCGUGAUACGUCGAAUGAUGCACGAGUCUCGCACGCUUGGAAUCCACUGAGCGCCCAUUUGACACGACGCGGUGCACUCCUACUGUUGUGGCGCGUGACGCGUCGAAUGACGUAUGCGCCGCGCUCGCAACGUAGUGGAGUACACCUGGGAUCUACUACAUUCGCGCUUCUACUGUGAUUCACAAUAAAAAAUAUUACAAGAAACGCGUAUGCGCCGCUUUGCGUUCUCGCAGACCGAGCGCUUGCCAGAAGCGAUAACUGUACUGGUUGCCGAAGUAAGGCGCGACCAUAGUGGAUACCUAACUUUAGUGCUCUGCCGGCCUCGCUCGGCAGCUUGUGAACGUGUUAAAGCAUUCCCAUGCAAUGGGAAUAUGCGCUGAUUCGCGUUUUCAUGAUCAGCUGUUGAGGGAACCUUUGCGGUAUGCGCACUGCUGUACUUGCGUUUCUAAUUCGAGUCUGUGAACUACGUUGCGAUGAAAUACGCAAGAUUUUUCUAUAAUCCUUUUUUCCUCCUAUCAUAUUUUCUUAGACUUCAAAAUGUAUCUAAUGUGCAUUCAGACGUAAUUUUGAUAAACUUUUCAGAAUUUACUGUUGACGAUUGUGAUGAGAAAAACGUAACUAAAAAACCUGAAAAUUUUUUCGUUAAUGUGAGUUUGUUUCUUACCCGAAAUAUUUAUAAAUUCUCAUCUCGAAUAAUAUUAGGUUACAUUACUCUGCUAAUGUAGAUCACGGACUCGGAUUAUGACUAGAAGAUAUGUGCAUUUAAAACUUAAACUGUCGACUUCGCGAGCAGUGAAAACGCCACAUCGCGCGGGCGCGGCCUGCCGGCAGCUGGCUCGCCGGAGCCGGCGCGGGCGCGGCGCUCGACGCUCACUACUUUUCACCCGGGAAUGUUAUUUUGACGACAUAUCGGAGUCCCCUCCGGACCGAGGGAGACGUGCAUAUCCUAGUUUCGAGAUUUUUGGCCGAUUUUAGUCGCGACGUUCUUUCGUUUCCCGGUCGAUGAAAAAGUUAGUGGAGUAGCGACUCGUCCAUAUUGAAGUAGAUUUAUUAUUAUUAUUAGUGCCAAAGAUGAUCUCUUUGAAACUUCUUGUUAUGUAUUCAACUUUAGCACGACUUAUUUAUUUAUUCGUCAAAAUUAUCGUUUCACCGAUUCGAAAAUCAAAGUUGUUAU
Molecule: messenger RNA, 5290 nt
Organism: Ostrinia furnacalis (Asian corn borer)
Lineage: Eukaryota; Metazoa; Arthropoda; Insecta; Lepidoptera; Crambidae
Gene: ATP8B
Product: ATPase phospholipid transporting 8B
Exons: 25
Coding region: 16-3891 (1291 amino acids)
Biological process (GO): phospholipid translocation; Golgi organization
Cellular component (GO): plasma membrane; trans-Golgi network
Molecular function (GO): ATP binding; magnesium ion binding; ATPase-coupled intramembrane lipid carrier activity
Source: RefSeq, a predicted model, not a curated record